AUGUCUACAGAGUUUUUUUUGCCAUUUGAUACUUCGUAUUUGUUGCUUUCAUUAGGAGACAGUCACAGAAAAUUGAACAUUUUUGAGCAGGACGUCAUAUAUCUACUAGAAAAAAAAGAUAUAAAAAUAAUCAAAACUGUCAACUCAUAUUCUUCAACUGCAAUAUGUAAAAGUGAUAUUUCAUUUGUGUCUAGACAAUAUGAUGGCCGUAUCAAUACUGAUAAGUGGUUUACAGAUAUUCAACAAACACUUUUACAAGCUUGCAAUUCUCCAAUUUUGCUUAUUCUUGCUAUGAAACCAGUCAUUAACAACUCAACAAAAAGUCAUAAAAUGAUGAAGUGCCGGCUUCCGAUAUGGCAACAGAGCAAAAAAAAAACUCAACAAUUUUCAGCUGAUGAUGGCAAAUCUCUUUAA
Clunio marinus is the source of this 414-nucleotide messenger RNA. The record is from the annotation of a GenBank genome assembly. NCBI's taxonomy places the organism in Eukaryota, Metazoa, Arthropoda, Insecta, Diptera, Chironomidae.